AGUCAUGCAGGAAAACCUCAGGUUUGCUUCAGCAGGAGAUGAUAUUAAAAUAUGGGAUGCUUCAUCUAUGACCUUGGUGGAUAAGUUCAACCCCCACACAUCGCCACAUGGAAUCAGCUCAGUAUGCUGGAGCAGUAACAACAACUUUCUAGUGUCCGCCUCCUCCAGUGGCGACAAAAUCGUGGUCUCAAGUUGCAAAUGUAAACCUGUUCCACUUCUAGAACUCGCUGAAGGGCAAAAGCAGACAUGUGUCAAUUUAAAUUCUACGUCUAUGUAUUUGGUCAGUGGAGGCCUAAAUAACACUGUUAAUAUUUGGGAUUUAAAAUCAAAAAGAAUUCAUCGAUCUCUUAAGGAUCAUAAAGACGAGGUAACCUGUGUAACCUACAAUUGGAAUGAUUGCUACAUUGCUUCUGGCUCUCUUAGUGGCGAAAUUAUUUUGCACAGUAUAACCACUAAUUUAUCUAGUACUCCUUUUGGCCAUGGAAGUAGCCAGUCUGUGCGGCACCUGAAGUACUCCUUGUUUAAGAAGUCCUUGCUGGGCAGCGUUUUGGAUAACGGAGUAGUAACUCUCUGGGACGUGAAUAGCCAGAGACCUUACCACAACUUCGGCAGUACCCACAAGGCCCCAGCGUCAGACAUCUGCUUCUCUCCUGUCAAUGAAUUGCUGUUUGUAACCACAGGCUUGGAUAAGAGAAUCAUCCUCUAUGAUACCUCAAGCAAGAAACUGGUGAAGACGCUGGUGGCUGAUGCACCUUUAACUGCAGUAGAUUUCAUGCCUGAUGGAGCCACUUUGGCAAUUGGAUCUUCUCGGGGGAAAAUAUAUCAGUAUGACUUAAGGAUGCUGAAAUCGCCUGUUAAAGCCCUCAGUGCUCACAAGACAUCUGUGCAGUGUAUAGCAUUUCAGUACUCCACUGCUCUUGCGAAGUCAAGUUUAAGUAAAGGUUGUUCCAGUAAGCCCAUAGCAGCGAGCAAGCGAACCGCUAAUGUGAGCGCAGAGAGCGGCAUUCAGAACCCGGGCAUUGGCAGAGAAGGCCCCACAACCCCCACUGCCACAGUUCUGCCUCAGCCCAUGACAGCCGCUGUGGGGAAGGGCGCGGCUGCUGUUCCAGACAAAGCAGGUUUGCCUCGAAGCAUAAACACUGAUAUUUUAUCUAAGGAAACAGACAGUGGAAAAACUCAGGAUUUCUCCAGCCUUGAUGAUACUAAGACAAGUAGUUUAGGUGACAUGUUCUCACCUAUCAGAGAUGAUGCGGAGGUCCACAAGGGAGGCGAUGAGUCCACAGGCAGAGGAGACGAUGGCCUUGACUUUCUUCCGCAGCUGAACUCCGUGUUUCCUCCAAGAAAAAAUCCAGUGACUUCAAGUACUCCAGUAUUGCAUUCUAGCCCUCUUCAUGUCUUUGUGGGGUCUCCAGGGAAAGAAGAAAAUGAAAAUCGUGACCUGACAGCUGAGUCUAAGAAAGUGUGUCUGGGAAGACAGGACCCUAGAGACACCUUUAAACAGUUUGCAAAGUUGAUCACCUCCGGUGCUGAAACUGGAACUCUAAAUACCUCUCCAUCAUCUAACCAAACAAGAAAUUCUGAGAAACUUGAAAAGCUGGAGAAAGACACUGAAGCCCAGUUUAUAUGUGAACCCCCAAUCAAUGGGUCCUCAACUCCAGAUCCAAAGAUAGCAUCCUCUGUCACAGCUGGAGUUGCCAGUUCACUCUCAGAAAAAAUAGCUGAUACCAUUGGAAACACCUGGUCCAGUGCGCCCUUGACAUCCAUUCAGAUCCGCUUCAUUCAGAACAUGAUACAGGAAACACUGGAGGACUUCAGAGAAGCAUGUCACAGGGAUAUUGUGAAUUUGCAAGUGGAGAUGAUUAAACAGUUUCAUAUGCAACUGAAUGAAAUGCACUCUUUGCUGGAAAGAUACUCAGUGAAUGAAGGUUUAGUGGCUGAAAUUGAAAGAUUACGAGAAGAAAACAAAAGACUACGGGCCCACUUUUGAAAUUUCCGUGAAUACCCUACUGUUUGUAAUUGGGGAUUUUCUGGCAGCACAGAACUACAUAGAAUCUGUUGUUUUCAUGGCUUCUGGGGGAAAAAGUUUGUUUUCAGGUAAAAGGGUGAUGGGAUUUUACACCAGCCAUUUCAUCUCUGACUAUUAAAAAAUUUAUAUUUUUAUAUUAAGAAACGGUACAGUAUGUCAUCUACCGAACAGGAAGUCAUCAGAAUCUAUUUUCUGAAAGCUUUAGCUAUACACUAAGUGCCCUUUGUCAUAAGAGAAGAAAAUUGUGCAUAAAAAUAGGUAAUGUUUUUUAAUCACCUUUUUUUCACAUAUAUUUUUGAUUGACAAAUUACCUUCCAAAUUUUUUGAGAGUAGUUGAGGUUUAAAGAGUUUGAUAUGCCUUCUAUUUCUAUGGAAAAAGUAACUUUAAAAUGACAAUUGGUAUUUCUAAGCCAUAGACUAAUAAAACACAGGGUUGGCUAGUAGUUACUUUGUUAACUUGAUGAAGUCAAGUAUGACUAUUAUUUAUUACUUGUUUAUUUUUAUAAGACAACUUUUGGAAUUUUGAAUUGCACAAAUUACAUGAUAUCUUUUGCAUUUGUGUUACUAUAUUGUACAUUGUACUUCUGACAAAUCUCUACUCUUGGGUGACGUUUUUUAGCUAAUUUACCUAUGAAAACUUUUUAAGGUUUAUGGGACUGAACAAGAGCUUUAUAUCUGCUGAUUAUCUCAUGAAUUAAUAACAUGCAAAAUUACACUGUAGAGUUUCAAUCAGCACGACUCAACUUACAGUCAUCUUAGACACUAGAUAUUACAGUAUUAUUGCCAUUUUCUUUCAAGUGAGAAGUAUGGAUUUUUGUGUGUGUGUGGUUUGUAUCAUUGCUUUUGUCUAAUUCUUUGCUGUGCAUAUUUCAUGAUUGGCCUUAUCAUAAAGUUGUUUCAAAGGUUAAUUGUUAAAAGAGUUUACACCUCCUUGGCAAUAGGUGGAUGUACACAUCUACCUGCUGUGAUCCACAGUUUUGGUGGAAUAAGAUUAGGAGGGCUCCUGCCUUGUCUGCCUUCCUGUUACUUGUCCCAAAGACCUAUACUGUGUGUCUUGUAUGUAGCUCUCCUGCCCCGUUUUGACUUCAGAGAUGAAUAUAUUUGCUAAAAUUUAAAAACAAACAACCAGCUUAGUUUAUUAACAUUAUGGUUUUCCAAAGUGAUGGAAAUUUUUAAGGUUAUACUUCAUAAUUGUAAACUUACUAAUAAUUAUUUCCAAAAAUAAAAACAGGACUAUUACUUUUCCUCAGUGUGGCUUAUAAAAUACAUCUGUAUUGAAACAUAUAGGAGUGUUAAUGUGAUCUUUUCCUGACAGGUUAUGAAAGCAUUAUGACUUGUAACAAGUUUCAUUUUAUAUCUCUAUCAAACAGGUUUAGAGCACAUAAAUAUUAGUACAUUUUACCUGUAUUCUGUAUUUAAAUUUAAUAAUAUUUUCCUAUUGCCUUUUAAAAAAUAAAUGCACAUAAUGUGUAUUAAAAGAGAUGGGAUAAAUAAAAAUUUUUUAGCAGUGUUAUAUGUGUAGAUAAAAUCUUUUUGUCGUAGAAUUUAAAAGCUAAGUAAGUACAAAAAAUAAAAUUUUAUGUGCAAAAACCAGGAAACUUGAAAUUAAAAUUUUGUUUCUGGCAAAAUGGCAUAAUAGAGAUUGGACUUACUUUCCCACCUGAAAACUUGAAAAGAGAUAAAAUAUGUGAAACAGUUGUCAGAUAUUGUACAUGAGGAGACACAAGACACUGAUCCCUGAGAGAGGAAAAAAGUAAAAUAUAAGAAAUUCAGUGAUCACCAAAGAGAAGAAAUAAUACGAAAACUAUAGCAAGAUGCAUCAUAUUCAAAUUCCUUAAAACCAGCAACAAAGGAGAAUUGUUGAAGGUAGCGAGAGAGAAAAGAAACAGAAGGACAAAGAUGAGUGUGCCAGACAGGGGAGCAGUAUCUUUAAAGUACCAAAAGAACAGCGAAAAUGUUUUCCAAAAACAAACAUGACCCGGAAAUGCUGAAAGAGUUCACUACGUGCAGACUUGUCUACAGUAAGUGUUCAAGAAGCCUUUGGUGGGAGGAAGUGAUAUUAGACAGAAGCCUGCACCUACGUCAAGGAAUGAAGAGUGCCAGAAAGGCACAUGGUGAGCAUAUGUGAAAGACAGCUUUUCUUAUUUUGGAUUUUCUUUAAAAGGUAAUAAAUUGUUUAUAGCAGAAA
Molecule: messenger RNA, 4214 nt
Organism: Carlito syrichta (Philippine tarsier)
Lineage: Eukaryota; Metazoa; Chordata; Mammalia; Primates; Tarsiidae
Gene: NEDD1
Product: neural precursor cell expressed, developmentally down-regulated 1
Exons: 14
Coding region: 5-1987 (660 amino acids)
Biological process (GO): microtubule nucleation; mitotic cell cycle
Cellular component (GO): centriole; spindle pole; ciliary basal body
Molecular function (GO): gamma-tubulin binding
Source: RefSeq, a predicted model, not a curated record